AUGGCUGCAGGAUGGUAUCGUCCGACAAGAUUAUUAAUUGAUACGCAAGCGAUUAAAGCAAAUGUAAAAAAUGUAUGCCUGCGGUUGCCACAAGGUUCAGAGUUGUUCGCCGUCGUAAAAGCAAAUGGAUACGGACAUGGAGCUGUCGAAACAGCGCGAGCCGCAAGAGAUGGCGGAGCUUCUGGUUUUUGUGUUGCUCUCCUUGAUGAAGCUAUUGAAUUGCGACAAGCGGGAAUUACUGAACCGAUUCUCAUUUUAAGUGUGGUCGAUCCAGUCUAUAUUCCUUUAAUGUUGACGUAUGAAUUGUCUGUUACUGUAGCUACGAUGGAGUGGCUGAUAGAAGCAGCGGAACAAUUGCAAAAGAAAUCGGAUGAACCCUUAAACGUACACAUAAAGGUCGAUACAGGUAUGGGAAGAAUUGGCUUUACAACAACGCAGGCAUCGAAAGAGGCUGUUAAUUUGAUCAAGAAUAAUCCUAAUAUGUAUCUGGAAGGGAUAUUCACGCACUUCUCAACCGCAGAUUUUAAAGAUUCAACUUAUUUUGAUCAGCAAACGGCGCGCUUUAACGAACACUUGGAUCAACUGUCUGAAUUACCAAAGUAUAUGCAUGUUAGCAACAGUGCGACUGCGUUGUGGCAUCCUGAUAAUGUGGGGAACAUGAUUCGGUUUGGAGUUGCGAUGUACGGUUUGAAUCCCUCAGGCCGAAUGCUUCCGGAGCCGUUUCCACUUCAACCAGCGUUAUCAUUAAUUUCAUCGCUGAUCCAAGUUAAAGAAGUGCCUCCGGGCGAAGGUAUCGGGUAUGGUAAGACGUAUACUACGACCAAAAAAGAAUGGGUUGGUACGAUUCCUAUCGGCUACGCUGACGGGUGGCUGCGUGGUUUACAAGGGUUCUAUGUACUCGUCAAGGGAUACCAGUGUGAAAUCAUCGGUCGAAUCUGUAUGGACCAGUGCAUGAUUCGAUUGCCAAAACGAAUGCCCGUAGGUACGAAAGUGACAUUAAUAGGCGAGGAUCAUGGUCAAACUAUUACGGCGCAGAUGGUAGCAGAAAAAUUAGGAACUAUAAAUUACGAAGUUACGUGUACAUUUUCACAGCGGAUACCACGAGAAUACAUAUAG
Molecule: messenger RNA, 1116 nt
Organism: Colias croceus (clouded yellow)
Lineage: Eukaryota; Metazoa; Arthropoda; Insecta; Lepidoptera; Pieridae
Product: alanine racemase-like
Exons: 1
Coding region: 1-1116 (371 amino acids)
Biological process (GO): peptidoglycan biosynthetic process; D-alanine biosynthetic process
Cellular component (GO): cytosol
Molecular function (GO): pyridoxal phosphate binding; alanine racemase activity
Source: RefSeq, a predicted model, not a curated record